Molecule: messenger RNA, 2553 nt
Organism: Patiria miniata (bat star)
Lineage: Eukaryota; Metazoa; Echinodermata; Asteroidea; Valvatida; Asterinidae
Gene: slc35f5
Product: solute carrier family 35 member F5-like
Exons: 14
Coding region: 231-1703 (490 amino acids)
Biological process (GO): regulation of peptide transport
Cellular component (GO): membrane
Source: RefSeq, a predicted model, not a curated record
GAUAGGAUCAUCUGUAGUCGAGUCUGCAUGCAGGAGUCAAGAUUAAUGGGUGUGUAACUGCAAGUGAACAACAACACGAGUCAAGAGACGUUAAUAAGACUGCCUUUUUUUCACUGCAUUAUGAGGUAUAACUAAUGUUUGAUGAUGAUUUGACUGGUCUGUAGCGUUUACUAGUUGUGACAGAAGGCGAACUGGUUUACGAUUUUUUCAGCUGUCAAUGAAGUAAGACAAUGAGCAUCACCAGUGGUUUGAGUCAUUCCAAACGUCUCUGUCUGGGUAUCUUGGUGCUACUGACUGUUGACGCCAUCUGGGUAGCCUCAUCUGAGCUUACCAGGUACAUAUUCAAAGACAAGGGCUAUGACAAGCCCUUCUUCAGCACAUACCUGAAAACCUCCAUGUUUAUGCUGUAUCUCCUUGGCUUUAUCUUCUGGAAACCAUGGCAACGGAUGUGCUCAGUUUGCAUUGGAAAGCCAACUACACUUGCGACAGAUGUCCAAAGUACAGUGCCAAACAUUCAAGAGGAGAAGCAUGAUUUGUUGAGUGACCCCCUUUACGUUCCCGUCAAAUUCACUGACAGUGACAAGGAAAGCAUAGACAGUAGACAUAGUAGCAUCAGCGAGCCAUGUGAUUCACCUGUCAAAAUUGGCCGAGUGAGAUUCAGCAAUCUGAUGGAAGUCAGGCAGUUGUCUGAGUGUCAUGGGCAGGAUGCCAUGCUGUCCAGAAUGCCCUACAAUGCCAGCCAGCGUAACAGCCUGAUCCCCCCACCGCCAGAAGGCGAGAAACUGCCCAUGACUCAAGUCAUCAAAAUCAGCCUUUCCUUCUGUGUUGUGUGGUUUUUAGCAAACUUCUCUUACCAAGAGGCUCUGAAUGAUACUCAAAUGGCAAUUGUCAACACUCUUUCCUCAACUUCAGGUUUGUUCACCAUGCUCCUAGCUUCUGUAUUUCCCAGCUCCUCCGGGGACAAAUUCACCUUGACAAAAUUAGUCAGCGUACUCUUCAGUGUUGGCGGUGUUGCUAUGGUGAGUUUCACCACCACGGACAACGCCCACGAAGAGGUCAAGGUGGGGUCAUUUUGGGCCCUGGGCGGGGCGUUCCUCUACGCAGUGUACCUGGUGAUGCUGAAGCGCAGAGUGGACAAUGAAAAUACUCUGGAUAUCCCCAUGUUCUUUGGUUUUGUUGGUCUGUUCAACUUUCUUCUGAUCUGGCCCGGUUUAAUCAUUCUCCAUUUCUCUAACUGGGAGACGUUGGAGAUGCCUUCGGUCAAGGUGGUUCUGUACCUGGCGCUGAACGGUAUCAUCGGCACGGUCAUUUCAGAGUUUCUGUGGCUGUGGGGUUGUUUUCUGACGUCCUCCCUCAUUGCAACGCUGGCUCUGAGCCUCACCAUUCCAAUCUCCAUUCUCCUGGAUAUGUACCUCAGCAGAGUGCAUUUUUCACUCCUCUUCUUCGUCGGUGCUGUGCCGAUCUUCGUUUCCUUUUUCGUCAUCUCGCUACUGAACCACUACAAUAACUGGGACCCACUCUGGGUGGGCAUACGGCAACUCUACAGCAUCUUGAGACCUUACCUGAACUCCUGCUGCUGGUGCAAUCGAAGACGGAAACACCUGUUAAGAGUUUCUGAGGACAAGGAACAAUCAAAGAGUCUCAUAGAAGACGGCAUGGACUCGGACGAAACUGAGGCCAGUAGAGACAGUGAGAGUUGCUGAAUUCUCUUGUGCCAAAUCACACAAACUGCCACCAAGGGGGUUUUCCAUGCUUUGACUUUGUCUCCUGCUGUGGUUACGGUAUAUUUAGGGCCUCGGACUAUGCAGACUCCUGCUCAGUAUGGACUCAGUGCACAAACAGUAGAUGAUGGUUUGUGACCACACUCGACAGCCCCAAUAGAAGAGAUAUACCGUGUUGGCAUACUGGUUCGCAGACUUGGUACGAUGUACGUUAGACCUAGGGCCCGCCUCAAUCCAUAUCCGAGACGAGUUCUGGACAAGUUGCGGUACAAUCAUUUACUUUGUCAGGAAGAAGCUCUGCAUUUGUCCCGGACAUGUUCCGGGGAAAUUUUCAUAAGCAAGUGCUUGACUCUCUAAUACUGAUAACUUCAUUGCGGGAAGAUUGUGGGGAAGUUGUUGAGAAUCCUGCAGCUUGUACCGCAGCUAAUGCAACUUGUCCGGAACUCGUCUCGGAUAUGAAAUGAGACGGGGCCUUACUUUAUUCUGAAUGUACUGAAACCUGUAGCAUCAUCGUGUGAACGUCAGGUGCCAUUGGCAGUGCUUGGAACGUCCCUCCAGGUCCUUCCCAACUCUCCCUUUGUAACCAUUGAGGGGGUACUUGUGCACGGAGUCCAUGGGUCCAGAUUCCGUUUUAGGAACACAAAUUUUAUGGACUUCAUGCAUGAACAGUACAUAGCACUUCAUGACCACUCAUGAGACCUCGAUGGGAGGUGACACUCUGCAUGCUUGUUUGAUUCAUGCACGUAUGGCGAAUACGUUUAUUGUGUAUGCACACAAAUCCUUAUUGUUGUCGCAUGAGCCAGGCAUACAAUGGCAAUGCGUUCAACUCCCC